Molecule: messenger RNA, 2035 nt
Organism: Bursaphelenchus xylophilus (pine wood nematode)
Lineage: Eukaryota; Metazoa; Nematoda; Chromadorea; Rhabditida; Aphelenchoididae
Source: the annotation of a GenBank genome assembly
AUGCACAGCUAUCGAAAAGUGCUCUAUGCUUCUUGUUUCUUGGACUUGCUGACAACGGUGGAGCGGUUUUUGAUUAUGGGAGUAAGUGUUAUUUAUUUCUUCGCAAGGAUAGUGCUACAAGUGCGACGUUCUAAUUUUGAUGAAACUGGGCACAAUUUAGAGUGAUUCUUUGUAAGGCCUGUGUUAUAUUCCUAGUUGGCGCUUUGUAGAAACGACCGAGAUUUUGAGAUUGAAAUUCGGUAAAAAUAUAUCAAUUUUUUUUUGAAAAUUUUGGCGUACAAAGUUUCAUGUCUAUUUCUACAGUAUAGGCUAUUGUUUUUUCGAAAAAAUCAUUUUUUUCAUGCUCAACUAUCAAAUCUAUAGCCUAAAAGGGAGUUUCUCAAACCGCUAUCCGCCUUUCUCGCACUCUCUCGACUGAAAAGAUCGUUGAAUAUCUCGGCUACGCCUGCAAAGCGUGAGCUAAAACUCUCAGGAAUUUAGAUGAGGUCUAUCCCCAAAACGUAGGCUAAACUUAAAGAAAAUGAGAGCAUCGCACUUGACGUACUUCCCUCGUAAAGAAAAAAUUCCACAGGACAAACCCUUGACUCACAAAACUUUCAGAGGUCAACUUCCAUCAAAGGCAUUCUCAUCCUCAAUUUUGAAGGCCCUCUUCCCCAGCUAGUCGCUUCAUUUGGUUGGCUACCAGAUGGGAAACUGGCCUACUUCCUAAUUCCCGAGUUUUUCUGUCAAAUCGGGACGUUAUGUUACUGUUUUGUGCCGUUUACCUACAGAUACUUUCAUAUUGUCAGGUGAGACUUUUUUCCGACAAAUGCGAAGGACUCUUAUGUAUAUUUACAAUAAGGAUUUUAUAUGAUAAGCAGUCGAUUGUUUGAAUUGCCUUUCAGGAACAAGACGCUGAAUCAGCUACAAUUCUGCCUUCUAAUCGCCUUCUACCUCGCCCCAUCAACAAUCCUUUCGAUUUCACUGCCAAUCCUUUCGUCGUUAGCCUUUGAUGAACUCACCGAAUACGUUGGAGUCGGCGAUCCUCAAUGUCUACGGCGGAUCCCAAUGUUCAACCCGGACUUUGUGGUGACUGAGGUACGAGAUUAGUAAUUGCGGCCGAAGAGUCUGUCCUUUUCGAAGGUUUUUUUAAUCCAAAAUGAGAGGUGACAUGUUAUACGAUGGAAAGGUUUCUUAAAAUUUUCGACGUAACAGGUGACAUGUUAUAAGAAAAUACUCUUAAAAUUUGCAAAAUGACAGAAACAUGUUAUACGAUGAAGUUUUUUCGGCUUUUUUAGAACUUAAGGUGACAUCUUAUACGAUGGAAAUUUUCAUAUCAUUGAAAAAAAUAAGUAAAAUUUCUUCGUAUAAAAUGUCGCUCCCACCUUAAAAGAUUUUUAAAAAGUGUACUCUCCGGAGAAGCCAACUCUUUGCCUGCGACUCCAGAAAUAUCGUUAUCUCAAAACUUGGCAAAAAACAUUUCAUUUCCAUUUUUGACCCCAAUGGUGCAUUAUCCGCAGAUUUAAAAUAACGUUUAUGACGCUUUCAGCCGAUCCGCACAAUCUCAUACGGUUUCACAUCAGUUUUGUCGCUGAUCUUCGCUUUUCCGCCUCUCCUGAUCUACUGUGUGGUGCGGAUAUUCCAAAAAUUGAAUGCGGAUGUCCAGAAGUCCUCGACGAUGGGGAGCAAAAUGCAGCGGCAGGUUACGGUAGCACUGACUUCGCAGGUAAGAUUUUUGAAGAAACCGCUUUUCAUUUCGACCAUUAUUUUCCCGACAGACUGAUAUAUAGGUUAAUUUCAGUCGGUGGUUCCCAUUCUGUUCGUCGCAAUCCCAUUCUUCCUUGGCAUCUUCAACCACAAGACCAUGGGGUCAUUCUCUGUGAUGUCGAUUUCAAUAAACUUGAUCCCCCUGGUCAACCCGAUCUCCACGAUUAUUCUGGUCAAAGACUAUCGGCAAACAAUUGCGCGGGCGUUUGGAAUCGAAAAACAUUUGCAGAGUAUCCAUCGGGUCUCUGUCUUCUCGUCGAAGGGAAGCUUUACUGGCACCUCAACUUGA